This is a messenger RNA of Pipistrellus kuhlii (Kuhl's pipistrelle), 3521 nucleotides long. It is a transcript of the gene DVL3, whose product is annotated as dishevelled segment polarity protein 3. Gene Ontology annotation, molecular function: frizzled binding. NCBI's taxonomy places the organism in Eukaryota, Metazoa, Chordata, Mammalia, Chiroptera, Vespertilionidae. Bases 303 to 2462 code for a protein of 719 amino acids. Gene Ontology annotation, biological process: intracellular signal transduction; canonical Wnt signaling pathway. The record is from RefSeq and is a predicted model, not a curated record. Gene Ontology annotation, cellular component: cytosol. The transcript is spliced from 16 exons.
GUGGGGGAGCGGCGGGCCGGCCGCAGCCCAGAGCCGGGAGGGCCGCGGCCACCGGAAGAGUCGCCGCCACCAGUCCGGCCGGGAGCGUGCGGAGCGGAAGCGGCGGCCGGCGGCGCUGGGACCCGGGAGCGGCCGGAGAACAAGGGAGCGGGCGGCGCGGCGGGCGCGGGGCUGGGCUGAGCCGCGGACCGCGCCGAGCGCCGCCGCCGCCGCCGCCGCCGCCGCCGCCGCCCGAGAGGCCCGGCCCGGCCGCCGCCGCCGGAGCAGGCCGCGCGCGGGCCGCCGGGCCCGAGGCCGGCGCCAUGGGCGAGACCAAGAUCAUCUACCACCUGGACGGGCAGGAGACGCCGUACCUGGUGAAGCUGCCCCUGCCCGCCGAGCGCGUCACCCUGGCGGACUUUAAGGGCGUCCUGCAGCGGCCCAGCUACAAGUUCUUCUUCAAGUCCAUGGACGACGAUUUCGGAGUGGUGAAGGAGGAGAUCUCAGAUGACAAUGCCAAGUUGCCCUGCUUCAAUGGCCGGGUGGUGUCCUGGCUGGUGUCAGCUGAAGGCUCGCACCCAGAGCCAGCUCCCUUCUGCGCUGAUAACCCAUCGGAGCUGCCGCCUCCCAUGGAGCGCACAGGAGGCAUCGGGGACUCCCGGCCGCCGUCCUUCCACCCUCAUGCUGGUGGGGGCAGCCAGGAGAACCUGGACAACGACACAGAGACGGACUCCUUGGUGUCUGCCCAGCGGGAGCGGCCUCGCAGGAGGGACGGCCCAGAGCACACAACCCGGCUAAACGGAACUGCAAAAGGGGAGCGGCGGCGAGAGCCGGGGGGUUAUGACAGCUCGACCACCCUCAUGAGCAGCGAGUUGGAGACCACCAGCUUCUUUGAUUCCGAGGAGGAUGACUCCACCAGCAGGUUCAGCAGCUCCACAGAGCAGAGCAGUGCCUCACGCCUGAUGAGAAGACACAAGCGGCGGCGGCGGAAGCAGAAGGUUUCCCGGAUUGAGCGGUCCUCAUCCUUCAGCAGCAUCACGGACUCCACUAUGUCCCUCAACAUCAUCACGGUCACUCUCAACAUGGAAAAGUAUAACUUCUUGGGCAUCUCCAUUGUGGGCCAAAGCAACGAGCGCGGUGACGGAGGCAUCUACAUCGGCUCCAUCAUGAAGGGCGGGGCCGUGGCUGCUGAUGGACGCAUCGAGCCCGGAGAUAUGCUGUUACAGGUAAACGAGAUCAACUUUGAGAACAUGAGUAAUGACGACGCAGUCCGGGUACUGCGGGAGAUUGUGCACAAACCAGGGCCCAUCACCCUGACUGUAGCCAAGUGCUGGGACCCAAGUCCACGUGGCUGCUUCACAUUGCCCAGGAGCGAGCCCAUCCGGCCCAUUGACCCUGCGGCCUGGGUCUCCCACACUGCAGCCAUGACUGGCACCUUCCCUGCCUACGGCAUGAGCCCCUCCCUGAGCACCAUCACCUCCACCAGCUCCUCCAUCACCAGCUCCAUCCCUGACACAGAGCGCCUAGACGACUUUCACCUGUCCAUCCACAGCGACAUGGCUGCUAUUGUGAAAGCCAUGGCCUCCCCUGAAUCCGGGCUGGAGGUCCGCGACCGCAUGUGGCUCAAGAUCACCAUCCCCAACGCUUUCAUCGGCUCGGAUGUGGUGGACUGGCUGUACCACAACGUGGAAGGCUUCACUGACCGGCGAGAAGCCCGCAAGUAUGCAAGCAACCUGCUGAAAGCUGGCUUCAUCCGCCACACGGUCAACAAGAUCACCUUCUCCGAGCAGUGCUACUACAUCUUCGGCGACCUCUGCGGCAACAUGGCCAACCUGACCCUCCACGACCACGACGGCUCCAGCGGUGCCUCCGACCAGGACACACUGGCCCCUUUGCCGCACCCGGGGGCCGCCCCUUGGCCCAUGGCGUUCCCCUACCAGUACCCGCCGCCCCCGCACCCCUACAACCCGCACCCAGGCUUCCCGGAGCUGGGGUACAGCUACGGCGGGGGCAGUGCCAGCAGCCAGCACAGUGAAGGCAGCCGGAGCAGUGGCUCCAACCGCAGCGGCAGCGACCGGCGGAAGGAGAAAGACCCGAAGGCGGGAGACUCCAAGUCGGGCGGCAGCGGCAGCGAGUCGGACCACACAACCCGCAGCAGCAGCCUGCGGGGGCCCCGGGAGCGGGCGCCCAGCGAGCGCUCGGGGCCCGCCGCCAGCGAGCACAGCCACCGCAGCCACCACUCGCUAGCCAGCAGCCUGCGCAGCCACCACACGCACCCGAGCUACGGCCCCCCCGGGGUGCCCCCUCUCUACGGCCCCCCCAUGCUGAUGAUGCCCCCGCCGCCCGCGGCCAUGGGACCCCCAGGAGCCCCCCCAGGCCGCGACCUGGCCUCGGUGCCCCCCGAACUGACUGCCAGCAGACAGUCCUUCCGCAUGGCCAUGGGAAACCCCACCAAGAAUUUCGGGCUGUUUGACUUUCUGUGAACCCCCAGCAAGGGGAGGCCCAGCCUCCGAGGAAACCAGGAACCCUGCUUCAACAGCCCCUCAGGGCUUCCCCAGGAUACCCAGCCCCCACACCCACACUUCAGCACGGCACGAGGCUUCUGGGGAGGGCUCCAGCCCUUGGUCCAUAUAAUAUGAGACUGUUCACCUUUCCAGAGAGUGUGCGUGCUCUCUCCCUUUCACACACAUGCACACACACAGGUGCCUAUGCAAGGCCACUUAAGCCUCAGGGUUGGUCCCUGUCCAGAGGGCUGGCCUCUCUCCAAAUUUUCUCCCAGGUUGUGGGGCUGGUCCCCUGACUUACCUCUAUCCUUCCUCCCCUUCCUCAUAGCCCUCAAGCCUCCCCCACAUGUCCCUAUCAUCAUCCUACCAGGAUAAAGCCCAUAUGUGGGGCUCAUCAGAGGACUCCCCAGACAAAAAAAAAAAAAAACAGGCUGUUUCGCCUUGCCCCCUGCAUUGCACACUUUUUCCUGUUUUCACACCACCAUGAUACCCCAGAGCAUGACUGGGCAGGGAGGCUUCUGGGAGUGCCAGGUUUGUACUGUUAACCUAUUUUUUACUUUAAACAAAUUAUGACUUUAAGCCUCUUCUAUAAAUUCUUUUGGCUCACCUGGGCUCCCAUAUUUUCAGAACUGGGGUGUCAAGAGAUGAAGUACUAAAUACCAGGCUUUGGGGCAAACCAGGGAAGGGGCAUUUGGCAUUCAUUUAAAUACUUCCUGGUUUGUUUUUUGUGAGUGAGGGCUACGUUAGAAAUUUGACUCUUAACAGUUCUGGUUUGCUCCCAACACAGACCAUAGUUUCCUUUAGCCACCUGGGAGGAGGACUGGCUCCUAUACUUUUUUCUGACUCUGCCAUGUCCAACUUUCUUGAGGUUUCUUCCACUGUUGCUCAUACCUUCAUUGUUGGUGCUCCUUGUUUUCUGUCUUCAAUCCAUUUCUCUUUCCUAUUUACUCCCCAUUGGUAUCAUCCAUCAGGAGGUCCUUACCUGCCUUGGAUAUGCUGGGGAUUUUCAAAUAUAUCUCUCCAUUCCCAAUUUCCCCC